AUGAGUUUGUAAUAGAUUCAACAACACAUAAAUUAAAUUAAAACUAGUUAUCAGAUGCCAAAUAAGGAAUUUCAAAAUACUUUCAAACUUUUUGAGAGUUGUUUUACUUUAUUAGAUAAGAAUAAUUAAGAAUGA
Messenger RNA from Paramecium octaurelia, 135 nucleotides. Lineage: Eukaryota; Ciliophora; Oligohymenophorea; Peniculida; Parameciidae. The record is from the annotation of a GenBank genome assembly.